Molecule: messenger RNA, 12748 nt
Organism: Oncorhynchus masou masou (cherry salmon)
Lineage: Eukaryota; Metazoa; Chordata; Actinopteri; Salmoniformes; Salmonidae
Product: tumor necrosis factor receptor superfamily member 14-like
Exons: 11
Coding region: 3760-4497 (245 amino acids)
Biological process (GO): negative regulation of alpha-beta T cell proliferation; defense response to Gram-negative bacterium; immune response
Cellular component (GO): membrane; external side of plasma membrane
Molecular function (GO): protein binding; transmembrane signaling receptor activity
Source: RefSeq, a predicted model, not a curated record
AUUUCCAAUUAGAAUCUUAUGUUUCUUGCAGCCUUAACAUCCAAAAAGCACAUGGUAUCAGAUAUUUCAAACCACCUUUGUAGCAUCCAAUUUCCAUGGCAUUUUGGAAUGUUUUAUCAACUGAUGCUGGAUUGCCAUGGUAAUGUAGAUCGUUAAUUCAAAUAAUGCUAACUGAUGUGACUCAUGCAAUGGAAUUUAUUUAUUUGUAAAAUGGCUGCAAUUCCACCCAUUAUUCCAUCAUUGACUUGAAUGGAAACGCCCUUUCUAUCCGUUCUUAUUUAUAUGGCGCACACGCCUGUCAUUACCAUGAUAAAUAGUGUAGCCAUGUCGGCAAAUGACAGCUUUCUGACUCUAAACACAUACGAAUCAGUCAUUUGUAACUUUGUUUGGACAGUCAGUGUUCCAAAACGUAUUAAUCGUCAUGCCACACCCUUGACAAUGACAUUAGAGUUGACAAUAGCACAAACCGACAGGAAAUUAUAAUUAAAACGGUAAUUAUAACUAACUUUCCCCCACUAAUAAGUGGAAAUCUACUGGACAACAGCGAUCUGGACGUCAAGUGUUUCUACACUAAAAGUCCAAGCUGCAUCCACCCUUGCCAAGUUUGACUUAAAGAGCGACCUUGUAACCUCACUUGUGUACAGGGUUGGGGAGUAAUGUAAGGAAUUACAAAAAACGGUAACUAAGCUGUUACGUUACAAACAAAAAUGUUGUAAUCAGAUUACAGAUUUUUGAAAAACCUAUAUUACUUGAAGGAUUACUUUUAAAUUCAGAAAUUAACUUUUAGUUUGUCAAAAAUAUAUAUAUUUUGACACUUCUGUUUUCUCGACAUUCCAAAUCAGCAUUGAAAAAGACGCAAGUUCAAGUUUGUUCCACCUGAGCGAGUCUGACCACAAAUCAGAGACCACUGAUGACACACAAACUGUUUGAUGGAUCUUGGGAAAAGAGCAGCAAUAGGCUUUUGUAGACUACAGUCCAAGCGAUGUCUUCUAAUGGUGCCACUGCUGUCAGCAUCCAAAGCUUGUCCAACUUGAAUAAAUGCUUGAAGACCACAUGUAACCACGCGAGCCUAGGAUCUCCACAUCCAGCUUCUCCACAUGCGGGAUCAUCUGAGAUGAGCCACCCUAACAGCUGAUGAAACUCUGGGUUUGCACAAUCAAAGAAUUUCUGCAUAACCUGUCAGAAACCGUCUCAGGGAGGCUCAUCACUACUUUCAUUUAUGAGGAGCUGUCUCUAUACUACUGGCAUACAGCUCUGACACCCAUGCAUACCCCACAAGACGUGCCACAAGAGGUCUCUUCACAGUCCCCAAGUCCAGAACAGACUAUGGGAGGCACACAGUACUACAUAGAGCCAUAACUACAUGGAACUAUAUUCCACAUCAAGUAACUGAUGCAAGCAGUAAAAUUAGAUUUAAAAAAUAUGAAGAAAAAAAACAACACCUUAUGGAACAGCGGGGACUGUGAAGCAUCACAAACAUUGGCACAGACACACGAUAAUAUAUGCACUAUACAAACACAUGGGUUUAGUACUGUAGAUAUGUGGCGGAGUAGGGGCCUGAGGGCAUACAGUGUGUUGUGAAAUCUGUGAAGGUAUUGUAAUGUUUUUAAAAUUGUAUAAACUGCUUUCAUUUUGCUGGACCCCAGGAAGAAUAGCAGCUAAUGGGGAUCCAUAAUAUAGACAAAUACAUCUGCAUGCUCGUUGUCCUCACCUGUGUCUUGACCUGACUGCAGUUUGGCGUUGUAACCGACUUCAGUGGUGAAGUCUGCUUUUCACAGAUGAAUCCUGGUUUCAACUGUACCGGGCAGAUGGCAGACAGCGUGUAUGGCGUCGUGCGGGCAAGCAAUUUGCUGAUGUCAACAUUGUGAAGAGAGCGCCACAUGGUGGCGAUGGGGUUAUGGUAUGGGCAGGCAUAAUCUACCCACAUGAUUGCAAUUUUAAUGCACACAUACCGUGACGAGAUCCUGAGGCCCAUUGUCAUGCCAUUCACCCUCCGCUAUCACCUCAUGUUUCAGCACACUGUCUGCCAUCUGCUUGGUUAUUACUGCAUUGUCGGAACUAGAAGCACAAGCAUUUCGCUACACUCGCAUUAACAUCUGCUAACCAUGUGUAUGUGACAAAUAUAUAUAUAUAUAUUUUGAUUUGAUAAUGCAUGGCUACCCAUGCUAGAUUACGGAGACAUAAUUUAUAGAUCGGCAGGUAAGGGUGCUCUCAAGCGGCUAGAUGUUCUUUACCAUUCUGCCAUCAGAUUUGCCUGCACGCUCCUCUUUUCAGUUUGCUGCAGCUCGCGACUGGAACGAGCUGCAACAAACACUCAAAUUGGACAUUUUUAUCUCAAUCUCUUCAUUCAAAGACUCAAUCAUGUACACUCUUACUGACAGUUGUGGCUGCUUUGUGUGAUGUAUUGUUGUCUUCCUUCUUGACCUUUUGUGCUGUUGACUGUGCCCAAUAAUAUUUGUACCAUAUUUUGUGCUGCUACCAUGUUAUAUUGGGUUGCUACCAUGCUGUUUUGUCAUGUGUUGCUGCCUUGUUAUGUUGUUGUCUUAGGUCUCUCUUUAUGUAGCGUUGUCUAUCUUGUAGUGAUGUGUUUUGUCCUAUAUUUAUAUUGUAUUUAUAUUUAAUCCCAGCCCCCGUCCCCGCAGGAGGCCUUUUGGUAGGCCGUCAUUGUAAAUAAGAAUUUGUUCUUAACUGACUUGCCUAGUUAGAUAAAUAAAAAAUAGCCCCAUGUUGCAAGGAUCUGUAUACAAUUCCUGGAAUAUGAAAAUGUCCAAGUUCUUCCAUGGCCUGCACCACUACCAGACGUGUCGCCCAUUGAACAUGUUUGGGAAGCUCUGGAUCGAUGUGUACGACAGCGUGUUCCAGUUCCCGCCAAUGUCCAGCAACUUUGCAUAGCCAUUCAAGAGGAGUGGGACAACAUUCCACAGGCCACAACCAACAGCCUGAUCAACUCUAUGUGAAGGAGAUGUGUUGCGCUGCAUGAGGCAAAUGUUGGUCAACCAGAUACUGACUGGUUUUCUGAUCCACGCCCUCCUUUUUAUUCAGGUAUAUGUGACCAACAGAUGCUUAUCUGUAUUCUUAGUCAUGUGAAAUCCAUAGAUUAGGGCCUAAUGAAUGUAUUUCAAUUGACUGAUUUCCUUAUGAACUGUAACUCAUUCAAAUCUUAAAUCAUUGCAUGUUGUGUUUAUGUUUUUGUUCAGUGUACAUUCUACAGACCCUAUUGGCACCUAAAAUAGUUUUUUUGCUCUGUAAACCAGUAUGUCGUUUAGAUCAUACUGUGAUUUACAUUGGGGGGAUUUGAUUGACCUUGGAACAUGUUUUUCAAACUCAAAUGUGUUGCAAAUGUUAUGGGUGUAAGAUGGCAAAGUGAUGCCAUCUGUUGGUAAAUGUUAAUUUAAUUAAUUAAUGUUAAUGCUUGAGAUACCCGGAAGAAUUGCAAUGUACUGAAAAAGGCUGGUUCCUCGCCUCAAUGACUCUGUCUCGUAAUUUAACAUUCAAACAAAUGUUUCUUAAAUAUUACAAAAUAUUAAUUUGUUUAGACAAUUUGUCAUAUCAUGAAUAAAUACAGGUUAUGGAUACUUUUCUAUUAUGGGUGCCUUUUAUUUUGAAAUUUCCUAAAUUAAUAGUGAAAGUAACAUUAGUCCAGGGCACUACACCGUCGCGAUCAAAUCUUCGGUCAGUUCAUCUCGAUACUUCAACUCCUAAGAACUUCACAAAUCCAGUGUGUGGGUCUUCCAGUGAGUUGGAGAGACUUGAGGAACCAUGGCACAGUUUGAAAUCUUCAUAUGGACUAUACAUAUUUUGUUGGUGCUUGAAAGCAUUGGAUCCUGUAUUGCAUGUGGUAGAGCUGAGUACAGAAUAGGGGAUGAAUGUUGUCCCAUGUGUUCACCAGGAAAUCGUGUACAUAGGCAUUGUACUGAAUUCACCAGUACCAGCUGUGUGCCCUGUGUUGAUGCUACUUUCCUUGAUGAGCCCAAUGGUCUCAUAAAAUGCAAAGUGUGUAUCAACUGUGAUCCAGGUUUGGGUUUGAUGGUAAAGCAGCCAUGUACCCCUUCAUCAGACACUGUCUGUGGGACACUGGAGGGGUUCUACUGUCUAGACCCAACUAAGGAGGGUUGUAGAGCAGCCCAGAGACACAGCAGCUGUAAACCUGGUCAAUACAUCAGUCACACAGGAACAACAUCUACAGAUACUGUGUGUGCUGACUGCCCUGGUAAAACUUAUUCAGAUGGAUCAUUUACAUCUUGUCAACCACAUACAGACCAUCAUGGCUGGUGUUUGUUUAUUUAUGAUAAAAAGAGAAAUGGUGAGAAGAGAAAUAUUGAAAACAAGACAAAACUUGGACCCUCAAAUACCUACACAGGCAUCCCCAGAUCAGGAAAUACCAAUGCUGUCUGGGGGAAUUGGGAACGAUUCAAGCCCCCGUCACAGUCAGGGAGUCAACGUUGUGUAAUCUGGCUGGUCCAGCCAUCUCUAGUAAAUCUUAACACUACAUGUUAAAUUUCAUAUUGUAGAAUCUGCUUUGGUAUAAGGACCACUGUGCCUUUGUAUCAUAUGGGGAUGUUUGAAACUUACUCCUCAGCCUGAACUGUCCCCACUUGGGUCACCGAAUAGCUAGCUUUUCAUGUGGGCACCACUGGUAAGAUGCUUCAGAGGGGAGGUCACAUAUCAGCUUCUGCCUACAGCCUACAGACUGGUCUAAAAUGGAAAGGACCAUGUGAUGAGUAUAAAUUAGCUUCACCUUGCUAGGAAACAGCUUCAGUAGCUGAGAACCCUCAGCUCUGCCCAGGGGGAAAGUCAAAUGUCUGUAUAACUUCAGGACCACAACAUCUAUGUCAGCCCAGACUAUGGAACUCCAAAUGGGACUUGAUAAUAUCUUGAGACACAGAUUACUGGAUACUGGUGCAGGAUGCAGGAUGCAGCUUUCGCUUGGGGAAGGUUCUCCAGAAAUGAGACACAUCGUCAAAAGGGUGGGAAGGAAAAUUCAAAUGGAUAACUUUUCUACCAUUUUUGCUUUAUCUAAUCCAAUGUGAUAAUGUUAAGAUAUGAUUGACGGUAGGUUGUAUAAAGAGUGUGGUCUCCUGUUUCGUCACACAGAUCUUUACUAUAGACUACUGAGGUACUCUGUAUGCAAAACUGUCUGCAAUUGCAUUUUAUUACUAAAGCUUUUUAUACCAAGGUUCCUGUGUCAUCUAUCUUAAAGACUGAUUGGUAAAGGAAACUUACAUCACCCCAUGCAAAGGACCAACCAACACUUGGUGAGCUCGCCAGGAGUGAGUGACCACAGCGUCUGGAUGAUCUUCAUUCCACUGUGCAGCGUAUCAAAUUAGAAGGUAAUUUGCAGAUGCCUGUUAAACCAAAAGUCUGAAAUUAGAAAAAGCACUGUGUGGUUGAGGACUCAUUCCAGUAUGUAAGUGGCACCUCACUCAUGGGGUUGAUAAUUACAGGAACAGUCGAUACCUACAUGCUUGUACAAGCCCGUAAUAUUAUGUAUAUGUGAUAAAUGACCCAGAAUCCCAGGUGUAAUAGUUAGAAAUUCCUGGGGGUCUAAUGGAACCUUGUGUGAGGAACUUGGUUAUAGAUGAGGAUGAACCAAGUCAGUACUGAGGUACUGGGUGACAAGUGAUUGAAGGUGUUAUACAGUAUGUGCAUGGUGUCCUUACCUGAUGGAAGGUAAGGGUAGCCUAGUGGUUAGAGCGUUGGACUAGUAACCGAAAGGUUGCAAGUUCAAAUCCCCGAGCUGACAUGGUACAAAUCUGUCGUUCUGCCCCUGAACAGGCAGUUAACCCACUGUUAACCCACUGUUCCUAGGCCGUCAUUGAAAAUAAGAACUUGUUCUUAACUGACUUGCCAAGUAAAAUAAAGGUAAAUGGAAGACACUGGAUUUAUGUACAGUGUUCUUACCUGAGGGAAUAUACUGGAUUUAUGUAUGUUGUUCUUACCUGAGGGAAUAUACUGGAUAUAUGUACAGUGUUCUUACCUGAGGGAAUAUACUGGAUUUAUGUACAGUGUUCCUACCUGAGGGAAUAUACUGGAUUUAUGUAUGGUGUUCCUACCUGAGGGAAGACACUGGAUUUAUGUAUGGUGUUCCUACCUGAGGGAAUACACUGGAUUUAUGUACAGUGUUCUUACCUGAGGGAAUAUACUGGAUUUAUGUACAGUGUUCUUACCUGAGGGAAUACACUGGAUUUAUGUAUGGUGUUCCUAACUGAGGGAAUAUACUGGAUUUAUGUACAGUGUUCUUACCUGAGGGAAUAUACUGGAUUUAUGUAUGGUGUUCCUAACUGAGGGAAUAUACUGGAUUUAUGUACAGUGUUCUUACCUGAGGGAAUAUACUGGAUUUAUGUACAGUGUUCUUACCUGAGGGAAUAUACUGGAUAUAUGUACAGUGUUCUUACCUGAGGGAAUAUACUGGAUUUAUGUAUGUUGUUCUUACCUGAGGGAAUAUACUGGAUUUAUGUACAGUGUUCUUACCUGAGGGAAUAUACUGGAUUUAUGUACAGUGUUCUUAACUGAGGGAAUACACUGGAUUUAUGUAUGGUGUUCUUACCUGAGAGAAUACACUGGAUUUAUGUACAGUGUUCUUACCUGAGGGAAUAUACUGGAUUUAUGUAUGUUGUUCUUACCUGAGGGAAUAUACUGGAUAUAUGUACAGUGUUCUUACCUGAGGGAAUAUACUGGAUUUAUGUACAGUGUUCUUACCUGAGGGAAUACACUGGAUUUAUGUAUGGUGUUCCUAACUGAGGGAAUAUACUGGAUUUAUGUACAGUGUUCUUACCUGAGGGAAUAUACUGGAUUUAUGUAUGGUGUUCCUAACUGAGGGAAUAUACUGGAUUUAUGUACAGUGUUCUUACCUGAGGGAAUAUACUGGAUUUAUGUACAGUGUUCUUACCUGAGGGAAUAUACUGGAUUUAUGUACAGUGUUCUUACCUGAGGAAAUAUACUGGAUUUAUGUAUGUUGUUCUUACCUGAGGGAAUAUACUGGAUUUAUGUACAGUGUUCUUACCUGAGGGAAUAUACUGGAUUUAUGUACAGUGUUCUUACCUGAGGGAAUACACUGGAUUUAUGUAUGGUGUUCUUACCUGAGAGAAUACACUGGAUUUAUGUACAGUGUUCUUACCUGAGGGAAUAUACUGGAUUUAUGUAUGUUGUUCUUACCUGAGGGAAUAUACUGGAUAUAUGUACAGUGUUCUUACCUGAGGGAAUAUACUGGAUUUAUGUACAGUGUUCUUACCUGAGGGAAUACACUGGAUUUAUGUAUGGUGUUCCUAACUGAGGGAAUAUACUGGAUUUAUGUACAGUGUUCUUACCUGAGGGAAUAUACUGGAUUUAUGUAUGGUGUUCCUAACUGAGGGAAUAUACUGGAUUUAUGUACAGUGUUCUUACCUGAGGGAAUAUACUGGAUUUAUGUACAGUGUUUUUACCUGAGGGAAUAUACUGGAUUUAUGUACAGUGUUCUUACCUGAGGGAAUACACUGGAUUUAUGUAUGGUGUUCUUACCUGAGGGAAUACACUGGAUUUAUGUACAGUGUUCUUACCUGAGGGAAUACACUGGAUUUAUGUACAGUGUUCUUACCUGAGGGAAUAUACUGGAUUUAUGUACAGUGUUCUUACCUGAGGGAAUUGUCACGGUUCAUGAAUCCACUGCCUCCGUCUCUCUUUCUCGCUCUCUCUCUCUCUCUCUCUCUCUCUCUCUCUCUCUCCAGUGUUUGUGUGGGCGUGGUUUCCCAAUCUCGGCCUGAUUGUCUGCGCCAGCUGGAACCACUUAUCUUCCCUUUAUAUGUUCUGUUACCAGUGUUUCUUGUUGUCAGAUCGUUGUUUCUUCUCUGAGGUUGUGUCGUGUGUCCGUGCUCUUCUCUUGUGUGGAUUAUCUGCUGUGCUCCUUCCUACUCAUCUGGACACACUCCCUGGUUUUCUCAGCACGUUAUGAUCGGAAGAUGCGCCCGAGUUCCUGGGUCGGAUUCCUUCUGAGUACAGUCUGUCUGUCAUGUUGCUGCUGUGAACUACAUUCAUUAAAACCAUCGUUGCUUGCAUCUUGCAUCCGCCUCUGUGUUGUAACAGAACGAUCUGACCAGACCAUGGAUGCAGCGAGUUCAACGAGUCUGACCGAAUUCCUUUCCCGCAGUAUCACGAGAAUGGAUCAACAAGAGGAGAACAUCUCCAGCACAGGUCGUGCAGUACAAGCCCUUUCGACGCAGGUAUCCCAGCUGACCCAACAAUUGCAACAUCUGAGGGGUUCCGCUGCGCCACCUACACCGGCAGUUCAACCCGCCCCGCCAGAGCCGGAUUCCCAGCUAGAGCCACGGCUACCGACACCAGAGGGUUAUUCAGGUGAUCCUGACUAUUGCAGAGCUUUUCUUACGAGAUGUUCCAUGCAUUUCUCGUUGCAGCCACGGACCUUCAACCGUGAACAGUCUAAGGUAGCAUUCGUACUCACACUGCUAUCAGGCAAAGCGUCUCUCUGGGGAACGGCGGUGUGGGCGAACCAGGACCCAUGCUGCACCUCUUUCCAGACACUCUCCGAGGAGAUGAGAAGGGUCUUCGAUCGGGCCGUGGCGGGUAGGGAGACGGCCAGACUACUCGCUGACCUUCGCCAAGGAGACCAUUCAGUAUCGGAAUACUCCAUCCAAUUCCGCACUCUGGCCGCUGAGUGUCAGUGGAACGAGGAGGCGCAGUGGGACAUGUUCCUGCAUGGGCUGGAGGACCGGAUCCAGAAGGAGAUUUAUGUUCUGGACCUUCCCAGGAGUUUAAAUGGACUAGUGGAACUAGCCCUGAGGGUCGACGCUCGUCUGAGUCGUAUUGGCCGCCGAGCAUGCCCUAACAGACCGUAUAACGACACGGAGGGCUGGCAUGCCAGCGUCGGGAACACGGCCAGUUCAGCCUCCGCUCACGAACCCAUGCAGCUGGGGAGAGCUCGCCUCUCCCGGGAAGAGGAGAGGGAGAGGCGGAGAUCCCAAGGACUCUGUCUCUACUGUGGUAGAGCGGGCCACUUUAUCCACUCCUGCCCGGUAAAGAUCAGGCCCGGUAGUAAACAUGAGGCUACUAUCGGGUGGUGUCACCACAGAGAAGACCUCAUCAUCUACUCUCCUCCCGGUAAGACUAAGAUGGGCCACCCACACGCACGACACCCAAGCCUUACUGGACUCAGGAGCAGAGGGUAAUUUCAUGGACUUCAAGCUCGCUCACAAACUCCAGAUCCCUAUCACCUCACUCACGCACAAGAUAUCCGUCAACGCUCUCAAUGGUCAAGAACUCCCCAACAUUUCUCACACCACUGAACCUAUCACACUCAUCACUUCUGGCAAUCACACUGAGACACUAUCAUUCCUACUUAUGGACUCACCCCUUGCACCAUUAGUUCUCGGCCACCCUUGGCUCACCCAACACAACCCCAGAGUUGACUGGGGUCAUAACUCUAUAUCCAUGUGGAGUAACAAGUGUCUUGAGUCCUGUUUAGUGUCUGCUUGUUCGUCUGUGUCUGAUUCUGUGUUUCUAGAGGAGGCAGUGGAUUUGUCUAACGUGCCCGUUGAAUACCUCGACCUGAAGGAGGUGUUCAGUAAGUCCCGUGCUGCUUCCCUUCCUCCGCAUCGUCCCUAUGACUGUGCAAUUGAAUUAUUGCCAGGUGAGUCUCCGCCUAAAGGCAAGUUAUAUUCACUUUCUGUUCCUGAGAGGGAGGCUAUGGAGAGAUACAUCUCUGGUUCUCUGGCAUCUAAAUUCAUUCGUCCUUCCUCUUCUCCAGCGGGGGCGGGGUUCUUCUUUGUGGGGAAGAAGGACGGAUCUCUGCGUCCUUGCAUUGAUUACCGUGGGUUGAAUAACAUCACAGUGAAGAAUACCUAUCCCUUACCGUUGAUGUCCUCCGCCUUUGAAAGGUUACAGGGAGCAUCCGUGUUCACUAAGUUGGAUUUACGUAAUGCAUAUCAUUUGGUUCGCAUAAGGGAAGGGGACGAAUGGAAGACCGCGUUUAACACCCCCAGAGGGCACUUCGAAUAUUUGGUCAUGCCUUUUGGGCUAUCCAACUCCCCAGCGGUUUUCCAGGCACUCGUCAAUGACGUGCUGAGAGAUAUGAUUGAUCAGUUCAUAUAUGUUUACCUGGAUGACAUACUGAUUUUUUCUUCUUCUCUCCAGGAACACGCUCAACACGUCAGACGAGUGCUUCAGAGGUUGCUGGAGAAUGGACUUUUUGUCAAGGCGGAGAAAUGCAUUUUUCAUGCACAAUCCGUUCCAUUCCUAGGUUACAUCGUCUCGACUGAAGGUAUUCGCAUGGAUCCCGACAAGGUUAAGGCUGUGGUGGAUUGGCCAAGCCCAGAUUCCCGUAAGGCCCUACAGAGGUUUCUGGGAUUCGCCAAUUUCUACCGGCGUUUCGUUCGCAACUUUAGCCAGAUAGUCGCUCCUCUUACCGCCUUAACCUCUCCCAGAGUGACGUUCAGGUGGUCCGAUACAGCCGAGGCUGCAUUCGCCAAACUCAAGAGCCGCUUUGUUUCGGCUCCUAUCCUCAUAGCUCCCGAUCCCUCGCGUCAGUUCGUGGUGGAGGUGGACGCUUCAGAGGUGGGGGUAGGUGCGGUACUUUCCCAACGUUCCUCUUCUGACGACAAGAUGCACCCUUGCGCGUUCCUUUCCCAUCGGUUAUCACCUGCGGAACGCAACUACGACAUUGGCAACAGAGAGUUGUUGGCAGUGAAGUUAGCACUGGAGGAGUGGCGCCAUUGGUUAGAGGGUUCGGGGGUACCUUUUAUAGUUUGGACCGAUCACAAGAAUUUGGAGUAUAUCAGAACCGCCAAGCGACUCAACUCCAGGCAGGCGCGGUGGGCACUCUUUUCGGACGUUUUGACUUCUCUCUCUCGUAUCGCCCGGGUUCCAAGAAUGUCAAACCCGAUUCCCUUUCUCGCAUUUUUGACCAUUCCGAACGCCCAUCCACUCCCGAGUGCAUCCUACCCGGGACCCUAGUGGUCUCCACACUCACAUGGGAGGUUGAAUCGAGGGUCAAAACGGCCUUAGAGGGGGUCACGCCUCCGCCCGGUUGCCCGCCUAAUCGGUUGUUUGUGCCGGAGGGGUGUCGGUCCGAUGUUAUUCGGUGGGGGGCACUGCUCCAACGUAGCGUGUCAUCCAGGAGUCAGCCGCACUAGCUUUUGGUUAAGCAACGCUUUUGGUAGCCAUUGAUGGCUCGUGACAUUCACAGUUUUGUCUUGGCCUGCUCGGUUUGUGCCACUGGGAAGACUUCUAAUCGACCCCCAGAUGGGUUACUCCAACCGCUGUCGGUCCCUUCGAGACCCUGGUCCCACAUCGCGCUAGAUUUUGUUACCGGCCUCCCGCCCUCCCAGGGCAAGACGGUUGUUUUGACCGUGGUGGACCGGUUCUCGAAGGCGGCUCAUUUUAUUCCCUUGCCUAAAUUACCAUCUGCCAAGGAGACAGCGGUAACUGUCGUGGAUCACGUCUUUCGCUUACAUGGCCUGCCGAUGGACGUAGUUUCUGACCGGGGCCCCAAUUUGUGUCCAAGUUUUGGCAAGAGUUUUGUAGGUUACUGGGAGCGAGUGUCAGCCUGUCUUCAGGGUUUCAUCCCCAGAGCAACGGUCAAACGGAGAGGGCCAACCAAGAUUUGGAGAGAGUGUUGCGAUGUUUGGUUUCUAAGAAUCUCUUUCCUGGAGUCAACAACUCUCUAUGGUUGAGUACGCUCACAAUUCGUUGCCAGUGGCAGCCACGGGUCUCUCUCCGUUUGAGUGUAGUUUAGGUUACCAGCCACCUAUCUUUCCCAGUACGGAGUCCGAGGUCACUGUUCCCUCCGCUCACGCUUUCAUCCAGAGGUGCCGUCACGCAUGGAGCAGAGCCCGUGAGACUCUUCUCCGGGUGGGGGCGCGCACCAAGGCUAAGGCCGAUCGCCACCGGUCGAAGCCUCCGGUAUACGUCGUUGGCCAAAGUGUGGCUUUCUACUAAGAACAUUCCACUCCGAUCCGUUUCGAACAAGCUUGCCCCCAAAUUUAUCGGCCCGUUCAGAGUCACCAGGAUCAUUAGUCCGGUGGCGGUCCGGCUCAAGCUUCCUCCGGCGUAUAGGAGAAUUCAUCCUACCUUUCAUGUGUCUAAAAUAAAACCUGUGUUUCAGGCACGCAUUAACCCGCCGGUCCCGGUUCCCCCGCCGCCACGACUUGUUGAUGGGGAGACCACCUUUUCUGUCAAUCGUAUUUUGGACUCUAGAAGGAGGGGACGCGGAUUCCAGUACCUGGUGGACUGGGAGGGUUACGGCCCGGAGGAGAGAAGUUGGGUACCUGCUAGGGACAUUCUGGAUCACUCCCUUAUCGAUGAUUUCAAUCGACAGGUAAAUUCGCCUGGGAACGCCAAGAGGCGUUCCUAGGGGGGGGGGUAUUGUCACGGUUCAUGAAUCCACUGCCUCCGUCUCUCUUUCUCGCUCUCUCUCUCUCUCUCUCUCUCCAGUGUUUGUGUGGGCGUGGUUUCCCAAUCUCGGCCUGAUUGUCUGCGCCAGCUGGAACCACUUAUCUUCCCUUUAUAUGUUCUGUUACCAGUGUUUCUUGUUGUCAGAUCGUUGUUUCUUCUCUGAGGUUGUGUCGUGUGUCCGUGCUCUUCUCUUGUGUGGAUUAUCUGCUGUGCUCCUUCCUACUCAUCUGGACACACUCCCCUGGUUUUCUCAGCACGUUAUGAUCGGAAGAUGCGCCCGAGUUCCUGGGUCGGAUUCCUUCUGAGUACAGUCUGUCUGUCAUGUUGCUGCUGUGAACUACAUUCAUUAAAACCAUCGUUGCUUGCA